This is a messenger RNA of Colius striatus (speckled mousebird), 1140 nucleotides long. Its product is annotated as CDK5 regulatory subunit-associated protein 3-like. Lineage: Eukaryota; Metazoa; Chordata; Aves; Coliiformes; Coliidae. The record is from RefSeq and is a predicted model, not a curated record. Gene Ontology annotation, cellular component: endomembrane system. Gene Ontology annotation, biological process: regulation of mitotic cell cycle; regulation of cyclin-dependent protein serine/threonine kinase activity.
UGCAGCCUGCGGUGGCAGAGCCAGAUGCUGGCCAUCCAUCAGAAGAUCGACGCGGCCAUCCAGGACAUGCUGGAGGGGGCCUAUUUGCACUACUUCCACUGCCUGAGGAUCGUGGAGAUCCUCAGGGGCACUGAGGCCUCCACCAAGAACCUCUUUGGGCGCUACUCGUCCCAGCGCAUGAAGGACUGGCAGGAGAUUGUGGCCUUCUACAAGAAGGACAACAUCUACCUGGCGGAGCUCAUCAGCCUCCUGGUGUGCAGCAUCAGCUACAAGUCGCUGUGGAGGCAGUUGGGCCAGUGUCAGCAGGCGCAGCAGGACUUCUCCCGCAGUGACAAGGACUGUCAGCUCGGGACGGCUGAGCUGCAGGAGUGCUUCUUUGCCUCCUGCAAGCAGUAUGGCAUCACGGGUGACAACGUGUGCCAGGAGCUGCUGGACCUGGUGAAGGACCUGCCCUUGCUGCUGUCUGAGAUCGGGGCAGGAGCCAGCUCGCUGUCUGAGGCCAUCAAGCUUUACCAGGCCUGCGUGGAGUUUGUGUGCCAGAGCCCCACAGAGCCGGUGGUGCCGCUGCUGCGGUACAUGGGGAGCAGAGGCAACACCGCUAUGUACAAGUGGAGGAUGGGGCAGCAGCCCCGGUGUGUGCGGCGGCCAGAGUCUCCACUUUGUACCCCAGAGCCCGAGGGGGUUGCCUGUGGCCCUGAUGCCCUGACACUGCUGGAAACAGAGACCCAGAGCCAGUUCAUUGAUGAGCUGAUGGAGCUGGAGCUAUUCCUGGCCCAGCACCUGGUGGAGAUGGAAGAGGAGGCCAACGUUGUGGCCAUCAGCCAGUUCCAGCUGGCCCCCGCCGUGCUGCAGGGCCAGAUCAGUGCUAGCUUCCUCCUGGCCACCACCUGGGCAUUGCUGGGGCAGCUCUGUGCCUGCAGCAUGCCGCACCUCUUCAUCCCCUCACCCAGGUAUGUGGACCGUGUGAGUAAGGUGCUGCGGCAGAAGCUGAAGCAGGCGGAGCUGCUGCUGGCCAAGGGUGAGGGCAUGCGGCGGAAGCAGCAGGAGGCUCUGGCAGAGCAGGCAGCCCUGGAGAGGACCAAGGAGCUCCAGAAGCUGAUCGAGGCUGACAUCUGCAAGUGCUACAGCCGGCAGCCCUGA